UUGACAUUAAACUCCACAAUAAUACCUUGGUGGGUUAGUGAGUACAUACAAGUAUUUAUUUAUUGUUGAUUUGUUCCCGUUUGACAGCGCUCAACAGCAGUAGUUGGUCUCUCUCUUCGCUUGUUGCUGCUCAUCCUCCCUUUCUCUCGCCUGAAUACAACCGCCGACCAAAAUUGAGCUAGACUACACCGUAACCAAGGCUAUGUUAAACAACGUCCUAAAAUUAUCUGGUAAUACCCGAAAAUAAAAAAACAAAAGUAUAAAAAUAACCCUAAUAUAAAAAACGGGUUUUUACCCACUUACUCCAUCUACCUCUCAUAUACACUUCACUCCUUCACAUCAAACACCACGACACUUCAAGCAUCACUUCAAUUCUAAAUUAUCACCACCAUCACUUUAAUCCUUCUCCAUAUCAAACACCACCACCACCACUUCAAUCUUUCACCAUUUGAAGAUGAACAAAGGGAAGGCGCCUAUGGAAUUGCAGAUGUCUUACGCGGAUGCAUGCAGGAAGAAACCCGGGCCUUCACCGGCAGCACCCAGAAAAUCUUCAAAUUCCGAAGCUCCUUUGCCUCCUUACUAUGUAUUUAUCCUGACGAAUGCAAAAACAUUCAAUAUAUUAAAUGGAAAUUAUAACGGCGAACAUAAGAAGUUUGUGCUUCAUUCAUUACGUCUUUUUAAAGAACCCGAAAGCAGCAAGGAUAGUGAACAAACAUAUAAUGAAGAAGUGGAUACAAAAUACGGAGAGCGGUUUGAAAAAAUUUCUCCUGGUUUGAAACGCAAUCAAAGGGGUAUUGAGCAUCGGAAACAUCAGUACCUUAAUCACGGUUAUCAUCUUCAACUUCAUGGUUUAGAUCAGCGAAAAUAUUUUGAGAAAAUGAUUGAACUAUAUAACGAUUUCAAAUUUAAUCAGAAGCUGAGUGAAGUUGCUAAUAUUCUCGGCCUCCCUAAAUCUGGUGUUCCAAUUUCAAAUCAAAAUUGGAAAAUUGCUGAUAUAAAAAGUCAUGAUAGCAUACUAAAAAGUAAGUUAGAUGGCUGUGAUCCUGGCAUAUGCUAUGCACAAGACCAGCGUGGAAAGAAGUUUGUUUAUGAGUAUAGACUCUAUUUAGACCAGAAUUUUAAGAUCGUGGAUGCGCCUGUUGGUUUUAAGGUUGAAUUCCUGCCAUGCGUACUCCAACUGGAAGAUUACGAUUUUGAAAUCGGUAUGAACGAAAAGGCAUGAGUAGCAUUGCUAAGGCUUUGAGGACUGCGCUCGGGUGAAGGUUUGCUAAAUUGUGUUUAUUUCAUGUCAUAUAUGUAAUAUUAUGUACUUGUAUUGCUGUAAGAUUUGGGUGAAGGUUUGCUAAAUUGUGUUUAUUUCAUGUCAUAUAUGUAAUAUUAUGUAAUUUUAUUGCUGUAAGAUUUUGGUGAAGGUUUGCUAAAUUGUUUUUAUUUCAUGUCAUAUAUGUAAUAUUAUGUACUUGUAUUGCUGUAAGAUUUUGGUGAAGGUUUUCUAAAGGCUAACAGUGCCAGAGCCUAAACUUAGUUAAUGAGCAUUCUUUUAAGCUAAUGGCAAUGUCA
Messenger RNA from Chenopodium quinoa (quinoa), 1560 nucleotides. RefSeq lists its product as uncharacterized. The transcript has 5 exons. Gene Ontology annotation, molecular function: RNA binding; ribonuclease T2 activity. NCBI's taxonomy places the organism in Eukaryota, Viridiplantae, Streptophyta, Magnoliopsida, Caryophyllales, Amaranthaceae. Bases 455 to 1222 code for a protein of 255 amino acids. The record is from RefSeq and is a predicted model, not a curated record.